AUGAACACUAUACGGUAUACAAGUGUACCUCGUUUGUCUGUAAUAGAGGGAAACAUGAAUUACGCAGAUUCAGUGUUUACCGCAAGUUAUGAAGAAAUCCUAACAGAUUAUUUAAUCAGUCAACCUAAUUUAUGGUUACAGCCAAAUCCGUGUCCUCAUAGUUGUCAAAGGCCAUUAUCCGUCAAUCUGACGUAUAACGUAAUACAAGUAGUAAAACUAUCUCAUUCAGAUGAAACUCUUAUAAUAUCUGGAUGGUUUACAAUACGAUGGGUAGAUUAUCGUUUAAAGUGGAAACCGAGUGAUUUCGGUGAUCUAACCAGUGUAUUACUUUUUAAAAAUGUACAGUUGUGGAAACCCGACUUGGCAUUUGGAAAUCGCGAUAACACAUCACGUUUACUGAUUGAAUCCAAUGGUCACGUGACUUGGUUACAUGGUACAGUACUCGAGUUGUCCUGUCCCUUAGAUAUGACCAAACUACCAUUUGAUCGCCAAAAGUGUUAUCUAGUUUUAACUACACUGUAUAGUUCAAUAAAGCAGUUGGAAAUCAAUCCUAAAAUUGACCAUCUAAGCAUUGAUAACAGUUUCAUGCCGAAUGCAAAUCAUAGUGAAUGGAUCAUUGAUGGUAUUGGCUGUCAUUCUUCGAUGUAUCUGAGACAGACUAAUUCAAAAUAUCAGUACAUUGUAAUAUCAAUUACACUGAAACACGAACCAUUAUAUUUUGUUACAUUUGUUGUUGCUCCAUUUACACUAAUUUCAAUGUUGACAUGCUCAAUAUUCACACUGAGUUGUCCAAGUGAUCGAUUAGUGACCGCAUUGUCAUUGUUCUUCGGUGCAACUGUAUAUGUAAUUAUUGUUUCGUCAAAUACACCCAGAUCUGUCAGUCAAAUACCGUUGUUAGGUAUUUAUCUACUAUAUCAAUUAGGCUUCAUGGGUUUGGCAACUAUUGUGGCCGUAAUCAACAGUCAUUACGCUCAAGUAAACGACCGACUAGACUGUUUGAAAGAUCCAUUUAAAAAAUGUUUUUCAACGAAAAAGCAGACACUUAAAUUGUACCAAGUGUCCAGAUUGAAAAAUGUACAUUUUCGCGAAUACCCUGAUUAUGCUCAUCGCUAUCGUCAGCGAGAACAACAUGCAAUAGUAUCUGACUCUCCAACGGAAACAAAUAAAAACUGUGAAAUGAAAUACACUACUGAUUUUACACUGUUUACUACUAGUCGUUAUCAUUUAACCUCACUAACAGAUUUAUCAUGUAUAUUGAUUUAUUUGAUGUUGUCUGCCUGGAAUUGGAUUUACUGUUUUCAUAUAUUACCUAAUCAAUAA
Heterobilharzia americana is the source of this 1320-nucleotide messenger RNA. Lineage: Eukaryota; Metazoa; Platyhelminthes; Trematoda; Strigeidida; Schistosomatidae. The record is from the annotation of a GenBank genome assembly.